Molecule: messenger RNA, 1180 nt
Organism: Cladocopium goreaui
Lineage: Eukaryota; Dinophyceae; Suessiales; Symbiodiniaceae
Source: the annotation of a GenBank genome assembly
GUCGGGCCUGCGGCAUUCCUAUACCAGAUCCACUUCUCGACUGGCAAGCAGACCAAAGACAGCUGAAGACUUUCAGGCCAGAGGCCUUCGCGUUUUGGUAGGGAUCGCUUUUGCAGCAUCUUGGAGGCGGAGAUCUCGAGGUUUGCUCAUGCGCAGAGCAGAGGCAGCCUUUGCAGAUGAGCCCAAGGAGUUUCAGAGCCGGAACGGAGAGGAUAGCAUUUCCGGAAGCAAACAGGAACCUGAUGAGCUCUCAGAAACACAGGAGUUCCUCAUGUCUAUCGGUUUGUCUGCCAAGCAGCUUUGGAAGGUACAAAAAUUCUGGUCGAUCAGCGGAGAAAGAGUGCCGCCACUAUCAAGGUGUGAGAUGGUGAGGGACUAUUUGCAGACAGAGGUUGGUUUGAACUCCGAGCAGCUCGCUAGGACAAUUGCAGAUUGCCCAGAAGUUCUGGAGGUGUUCUCGGUCGAGACUUUGAAAGAGAAGGUCCGGUUUUUGGAGGUUGAAGUGGGCAUUGACGAUGAUUUGCCAGAGAUCAUCGCAGCAUAUCCCAAGGUCUUUUGCAGACCGAUCUUGACAACGCUGAGACCGGCUCUGGAGUUUUGGUUGGGCACAGCAAAGGUGAGCCCUGAGGACUUUCCACAGCUGCUCAAGAAGCAUGCUGUGCAAAUUUGGUCAAGGCCACAAAGCUUAAAGCCAAAGCUGCGGUUUGCCAAAGAGGUCAUGGGUCUCUCAGUGGAAAAGGUACUGGCAUGCAAGACACCCUUCUUUCGUUUGUCCGUGGCAAAGACUGUAGCUCCACGCCAUUUCUUUGCUAUCCAGAAGAAGGCUUCUGGCUUGGACCUUGAAGAUCUCGUGGGCAUUGGUGAUGCAGCCUUUUGCAAGAAGGUUGGCGCAAAGCUCAAGGAGUAUCAAGAGUGGAUGGAGGAGUGGCCGUACAGCCAGCAAGCCCGAGCGCUUAGCUGGCUGGAGCCAAAGAAGAGUUCAGCGAGCCCUUCGGGUGGUCGAAGUAGAUCGCAGAAUCAGAAAAGGUUCAGAGAUCGAAGAUUCGAAAGGAAAGGGCGCUGGUCAAAAUGGAGCAGGAACACGCAGAGAGGUGUCCCCUCUCGUGGUGACAGCUUCCAGCAACCCCGUUUCGAGAAGGCCGAUGAUUGGGAGGAACGCUUCUCAAGGGCCGAGCUUUGA